GGCACCCGUUGCCCCGUUGCCUUCGCAGCCAUGGAUUUCCCAGAACUUCUGCAAGGGGUUCCUGCUGCAGAGACCAUGCGAGAUCUGCAGCUGCAGGGCAUUUUGCCAGACUCGCAUCGUUUCCUGCGGCUGGUCUCCAAGUUGGGAACUGGCCUCAAUGCAACCAGCUCAGACAUGGUGGCACAGGCAAUCCAACGAAUCUUCGCUGCCUUAAGAUGGAUGGAGCAGAUGAGCGACUGGGGAGAACGCACGCUAGGCUCUCGCCUCCAAAUUGCAGCGCGGGCAAAAGGGCUGACCAGACUCAAGCACAAAGCUGCAAAGCGAAAACAGAUCCGGUAUUGCUCGGUGGUUUGCAUCUUCCAGCGCCGUGGCUUGCCCGAGCCAGCGCUGCAAGCCAUCCACCAGCUGCGCAGCAAGGGAAUGGAAGUGCCGAUUUGCACGCUGGCACUAGCCAUCGACGUGUGUUUGCAGGAUGGCCAAGUUCUUCACGCCAAGGAGCUCUUUCUUCAGGCACAGCAUGCAGCGGCCGAGAAGCUGCAAGGACUUCACACCGAGACCACCGGUGCAGCCGGUAUGGAGGUUGAAGUGGAGAAAUCCGCGGAGAAAUCUGUGGAAAAAACGGUGAAAUCUGAUGCGGACGACCCAAAGCUCGAUACCUUGGAUGCUCCAGACCAGGACGACCAGGAGGACCAGGAGGAAAUUCCACAGCUUCCCAUGGCUGAUGAAGCUGCGUUGCGUACUGAUGGCUUGCCCAGUUGGUUGAGCCCACGAGAGGGGCAUCUCAUUGCACUCCUGGCAUGCCAUGUAGCUAUUCUGACUCAUCUAGCACCAUUGCCUUCCACCUUUUGGCACAACUGUGACGGCAACGACCCGGCCAACUGCCAUCAGCCGUACCGAGAAGCGACGUCUCGGCAGCUCAGUGAGGUAUUGGAUGCCACGGAAGUGCUGAAAGAUGGGUUGCAAUUGCUGAAGUCAGCCCAUAGCGCCAUGACAAAUUCCAGCCACGAGACCAUUGCUUUGUUGGGCGGCGCAGAUGGCCAAGGUCGCCGGCAUCGCUUUGCACUGAGAUACCUGAUGUCUCCAGCUGCGCGUUUAGUGUUGGGGCGACCAACAGCCCAGCUGCAAGAGAUGAUCGUUGCUGAAGGUCUUGACCUGGAAGACUUGGCAAGACAUGGCCUGAUGGAGUCGAUGGAAUCGAUGGAAUCGAUGAAGUCGGAGUCAGGUGCAAAUCUUUUGGAGGAACCAGAGGAACCAAAGGAACCAUCAGCUCAAGAUAAAUCGGAUGUGCGCAGCAUCAUCAUCAAACUGCUGGAGGGUCUGGAUGGUCGACCUCUUUGUCGAGAGGAACUCGAUGAUCACAUGCGGUCUAUGGGGCGAAAGAAGAUCAAGCGCCCAGGGAUGGUCAUACAAUCCUUCCGCAUGGCAGCAAGACUUGCUGAGCUGGGUGUGCAUGCCUUGACUCUCCAGGAGAAUACCAAGGAGAUCUUCACCGACUCUGAAGCAUCUGAGGCCUUUACAAAGGCUACGGCCGCUACGAGGCACUUAGCACCCGAUACAGACAGCUGUGCAGCUGCUAUUGAGGCGUUGUUCGCUUGUGGGGCAGCUGAUGCCGCUGAAAUGAUUUACAGCAAAUGUCGCUCGGCGUUUUUGCCAAACCCAGCUCUCUACAGUGCUGUGAUCUUUGGUCGUUUGUCUUGUGGGAAUGGUCAGGGUGCCACGGAUGCCAUGCUGGACAUGCAUUCUGCUGGCUUCGUACCGCAUCAACGAUUCCUCUCACGAUGUUUGCGACUCAUGGGACCCUUCUGUCAGCAGGGCCUUCUUCUCAUUGACCGCCUGGGCUUGGACACAAUGCAACGAAAGCUGCUGCAUGUUUUGAUGGAAGCUUGCAAUGCAUCAUUUGACCCUGCCUCCAGCAUUCUGGAACUUUACCAAUUUCUGAAGCAGAAGGGGUGGGGCGCAGAUGGAGACACCUGUUUCGCUAUGUUGCGAGCCCUGUGUGGCAUGCCCAAUGUCGACUCGGCCAUUCAAGAACUCAAUGGUUUCUUCCAGAAAGACAUGAUCCCAGCCCAUCCUGGAUUCGAGAUCUUAUUGCGUGAGUGCUUUGGUUUGGCAAACAGCCGACACCGUGCCCUGUUAGUCAUGGAGGCACGCCGCACCUGGGUGGAGGCCGUCUCUGAAGCGACAUGCGACGGACGACGCCUUAUUCAGACUGCUUUGGAGCUGCGUCGCGAAGUUGAGGAAGAGCUGCCAGUAGAGGCCGAAGAGCCCGACGCGAGAGCCCGGGAGCGCAUCUUUUCAGAGGAGCCCUGGGAAACGGAGGUGCAUGAGGAUCAAGAUGGCGAUGGCCAGGAUGCCAAGACAGUCGUAAAGUCGGAUAGUGGCAACGAUGUCGCGCUGGACGAUAGUUGCUUUGGACCCAAGUGCAGGUUCAGGUGGAUUCUCAAGGCAUAUUGCGUGGCCUUACCACUGCAUUUGGCCGCAAUCAAUGCAGCCCAGUACGUCCUGUGGCGUUACAGCCUGGUGCGCUCAGGCAAGCAGAAGGCCUUGCUACAGCAGGAAUUCGAUCAAGCACUUUCAGAUAAACAUUCCGAAGCGUCACAGCUCCAUGCAAAAGUGCCAGAAAUUCACUGCGAAACUCAGGGUCCUCAUGGAUCUGAUGCGCUGGACGCAUGGGAGCCGCUCUCCUUCAUUCUGCUGGUGAUUUUCCAGCUUGGUGCCCUGGAGGUGAAUGAAGGAACCCAGAUACGGCUGAUGCGCAUGCUCUUCCGCGCUUUGCCAGCCGGGAGCCACCUCCUGGCGAAGCAUGUGGACUUCAUAGAGAGAGAGGCCUCUAGAUUGACGCCUGCUGCGCUGACUGAUCUCAUCUCCAUUUGCAACGCUCAGUCCGAAGCGACUCCGCCAUUUCGCUCGGCAGCUGGCAAGAAGAGACUGGCAGAAAUCGUGGAGACCUAUUACUUGAGCCGAAACUGUGGGGAGGCCAUCAAAUUGAGUACCACGCUUCGCUUCGUAAAGGCUCAUCAAUUAGCACCUUUCAUGGACGAGGCAGUUUUGAUGCAGCCCGUGCUUGGUGCAUUCAACGAAGGGACACAGCAUCAUGCCUGGAAUUUGGGAGAGAAUGAUGUCUUUCUUCAGCUCUACAUGAUCUCCUUCGCCCUUCGGAAGGGCUGGCGCCUAGCAGCUGGACGCCUGGUGGAUCGCUUUGGCGUGGGUCGAAAGACCGUUCAAAGCCUGGAGAUUCCAAACUGGUCAUCGCAGCAUGGAUGUUUCCAAGAAGAAUGCGAAGCGUGCUUACGGGAAGCUGAAGAUGCUGAAGAGAGGGAACUCCGCGCUGCAACUGACCGGAAAAUGGCGGCAGCAGCUGAAGAGGACGCCAUCUCUUUGCAACUUCCAGAUUCAGUAGCACAGCAAGUCUUCUUCGUGGCCAACGCGGCAGAUCUGGAUGAUGUGGAGCAACGGUUAUCUCAGCUUGUCACAUGUGAUGGUGGCAGCGACCACAUCUUUAAAAAAUUGGCAGAGAAAGGGCGCACUUUGGGCUUAGAUGCUGAAUGGAAGCCUUUCCUGGAAAAGCGCGGUGGUAUGCAAAAGCAUCGGCGAAGCACUCAGUCUGCUGGCAUGGAGCCUUGCUCAACUCUGCAAGUUGCUGCUGAUGACUUCGUGGUUGUCUUUGAUCUGCUUUCGCUGGCCCCAAAGAAGGCUAGUACUGCCUCAAGACUCUCCCGGCUGCUGAGCCCGCUAUUCAGUCACUCGGGCAUCCUCAAAAUUGGCUUUGGACUCCAGCACGACCUUCAACGACUGGCCGCUUCAUACCCACACCUGGAAUGCUUCAGAUGCAUGAACGCGACCCUGGACGUCCAGGACUCCUUCAUGACUUUGAGACGCGAGAAGGGCCAAUCCACGGGCUUGUCGGCACUCUGUGUGGAGCAUUUUGGUUUGCCCUUGAGCAAGCGGCUGCAAACCAGCGACUGGGGAGCACGACCGCUGAGUAAAGAACAGCUCCUCUAUGCAGCCCUGGACGCCUUUUGUCUCCUGGGCUUGGCACGAAAGCUUCCAGCAGAGAUCUUGCAAACACAGAAUCUUAAGGUACAAUCUGUUGGAGAAAAGCUGGUGGUGUCGGCAGUUGGCACCUUACCCGCGGCAGAUGCAGAGGAGGUUGCCAAGUUGGAUGCUGACAUCUCCUCCAAAGGUGCAGAGAUCCGCGCUAUGAAGGCAGCUGGACAACCAAAGUCUGCAUGGCAAGCGGAGGUGGCAGUCCUCUUGCAGCUGAAAUCAAAGUAUCGAGACCUCGUGCUGGUUCAAAGCACUAAGUUUGCCACCUUUGCAUUUUUGGCCGCCGAAGACAUGUUUCUUCAUGCCACGUCUUUGUUGCCGUUGCCCUGUGCAGGUGAUGUCCAGUGGAGUUCUCUCGACAUCCCGGUCCCGCCCUGGCGAACAAGAUCCCCACGGUUGCUCCACGGUGCCGCAACCGUUUCCUCGGUGCGGCCUAGGCGGAGGUGAAGCCAGGUGAAGCCAAGCAGAUCAAGCAGACCUUGGUGAAUCCGGUGAAGACAGCAGCAGAUGCAGAGAGACAAU
This is a messenger RNA of Cladocopium goreaui, 4569 nucleotides long. Lineage: Eukaryota; Dinophyceae; Suessiales; Symbiodiniaceae. The record is from the annotation of a GenBank genome assembly.